Molecule: messenger RNA, 1460 nt
Organism: Culex quinquefasciatus (southern house mosquito)
Lineage: Eukaryota; Metazoa; Arthropoda; Insecta; Diptera; Culicidae
Gene: TpnC73F
Product: troponin C
Exons: 5
Coding region: 485-937 (150 amino acids)
Molecular function (GO): calcium ion binding; enzyme regulator activity
Source: RefSeq, a predicted model, not a curated record
UCGCUGCAGAUCGUAACGUGAAUUUUCACGCUGCUGUGGAGGAAAAAAAACCCGCGGAAAAUCAUCAUCAGCCGUCAUCGCGUUGGAAAAACGCCUUGUGGAGAUCCAGAAGAAGAAAAAAAAGUAUUUCCAAGUAUUAGUGUCUAGACUGUAAAUCUUGGAGAAAAGAAGAAGAAAAAGAAUUAAUUUUCCACCGAAAAAAAAAACCCGACGACAGUAUAGUGCGUUACAAACUCACCAUCUGGGACCAGCGAGGGGAAAACUAGACUCUAGAGAACUUGCAGCAGAGCCGGUUCAGUCGGUGUUUUCGGGUCGUGUCGAACGGAAGAACCUCAGCGCAAAUCGGUCGAGUACGUCGUCCUCGGUCGUGUGAAGCAGACCAGUCCAGCGCAACCUUUGGCGCAUUUUAAGUGACAGUGAUUAUUUUGCUCCUGAUUGUGUUUCCCUUUUGUCCGUGUGCGCGUAAGCCGACCAGCAGCCAACAAUGGAUGAUCUCCCAGCAGAACAGAUUGCAAUCCUGCAGAAGGCCUUCAACAGCUUCGACCGCGAAAAGACUGGCAGCAUCUCGUCCGAGACGGUCGCCGAAAUCCUCCGGUUGAUGGGCCAGCCCUUCAACAGCAAGAUCCUCGAGGAGAUGAUCGAGGAGGUCGACGAGGAUGGAUCCGGCCAGAUCGAGUUCUCCGAGUUUGUGACGCUCGCGGCCAAGUUCAUCGUGGAGGAGGACGAGGAAGCGCUGCAGAAGGAGCUGCGGGAGGCGUUCCGUCUGUACGACAAGGAGGGCAACGGCUUCAUCCCCACCAGCUGCCUGCGCGAGAUCCUGCGCGAGCUGGACGACCAGCUGACCGACGACGAUCUAGACAUGAUGAUCGAGGAGAUCGACUCGGACGGGUCGGGCACGGUUGACUUUGACGAAUUUAUGGAAAUGAUGACCGGUUAAGCUGCGCCAGGACUUUUACUCGCGUGUGUCACCACCCACCACCCAGCACCCACAACGUCAACGAUUUCGUCAUCGUCAUCCGAGAACCACCCACUCCUCUUUCCCGCGCUUCCCCCUUCCUUGAAGAAAGUCCCUCGCCUUUUGCCCUCUAAAAGUUUCAUCAUUCUUUCAUGUUUUAGAGCAACUUGUGUGUUGAACGUGUAUUGUUACUGGGAGUCAGUUUGAAGUUUAAAGUCUGUCUCGGCUAGCGCAGAUAGCAAAGUUUUUUGUAGCGAAGAAACGGAGUCACAAUGUACGGAUUAAGUUGUAAGCUAAAUCAAACUAAACAAAAAAAAGAAAACAAACGCUGCGGCAAACCUAUUAGUAUUUUACUUGCAAAUCUUUGGAAAUCUAUUUAAAGAUUCGUUUUAACUGAAUUGUGUAGCAUUGUUUCUCUGCAUUAAGAAAAUAUUACGAACUUUUUUUUUAUUUUUUGUAUCUUCUGCAUUAUUAAUGUUUAAUAAUAAAGAAAACCAGGUUAAUU